GUGGGCAGUGAGUCUCAACGUGUUGACGUCACGUGCUCCCUGUCACUACUGCCGCUGACGUGCACUGUGCUAGCAUUGUGCGGUUGCCGCAACUGUGUUGAGUCAGCGGUGACCUGGAGCGCAGGGGGUGGAGCGGCGAGCACCGACCCUGCUGCCUUCGCUACCUACCGGCCUCCGUCUUUCCUCGGUGUCUCACUUACCCGGCCGGCCUGGUGGCUUUUUGUGCCGGGCCCCGCUUCAUUACCCCGUACCGGAGGCCUCUUCCCGCAUCUCCUUUCCCCGUGUCCCAGCUGUGAGGUGGAUGUGUGCUGCCGGAGGGGCCAACAUGUCGAAGCACGAGCAGGUCCUGGUACUCGACCCGCCACACGAGCUCAAAUUCAAAGGUCCAUUUACAGAUGUUGUCACCACAAACCUAAAACUGCGGAAUCCAUCUGACAAGAAAGUAUGUUUCAAAGUUAAAACUACAGCACCACGACGCUACUGUGUAAGGCCAAACAGUGGCACUAUUGAUCCAGGAGCCACAGUAACUGUUUCAGUAAUGCUACAACCAUUUGACUAUGAUCCAAAUGAAAAGAGUAAGCACAAGUUCAUGGUGCAGACCAUUUUUGCUCCAUCAAAUAUGACAGACAUGGAAACAGUGUGGAAAGACGCUAAACCUGAUGAUCUUAUGGAUUCUAAAUUAAAGUGUGUGUUUGACAUGCCACAUGAACAUGAGAAGCCGGCACAUGAAUCUACAAAGUUGUUUACUUGUCUGCCUCCAAAGGGUAGUGCUUCAAUGGAUGACACUGAAACACGGAAGCUCAUGGAGGAGUGUAAGAGACUUCAGUCUGAGAUGAUAAAGCUGUCAGAUGAGAAUCAGCUGCUGAAAGAUGAGAGGAGGAAGGGCAGAGGAAUGCUGAAAGAUCAAGGCAACCCCAUCCCAUCACUUCUUGUUGUUAUUGCAGCAAUUUUCAUUGGUUUCUUUUUAGGAAAAUUCAUCUUGUAAAUUAAGGCAUGAAGGGUCUUCCUUUUUUUCUUUUCUUUUUUUUUUAUUUUUUCCUCCCCCCUUUUUCUCCCUUCUAAAGUUGUUUAGCUGCCAUGUCAGCUUAUGUACAGCAGCAUAUGGGCAUCGCCUGUUUCACAGUUCAAAUGAAAAAUAAAAAAACACACAACUGUUUGGCGAUGGGACAAAAGUGUGUGUUCAUAUGUCAGCAUUAAGACUUGUCACACAUUCGAUCCUUUUAUCGGGAAGAAAACUGUAAUCCAACAAUCUUUGUGGUUUUAAUAAGUUUUUUAUGUUAUUUUAAUUGUUUUAAAUUUUGUGUGUUUACUUUUUGCAACAUGGUUUCCGGAGAUUGCUAAUCUCAUUCAGGUAUAAGAUCGAGGUAUCCUGGGAUGGUGUAUUUUCAAUGUAAAUGCUAAAUCCUUUAUUUUGCAAUGUAUAUGUAAUAGCAGUUUAAUUUCUUUGUGUGAGACAGAUUUCUUUUUGUCUCCAUUAUUUCCCAUCUUAUUUACACCGAACGGAAUAAAGAAAAAAUUAAAGUCCCUUUUCCUGUUGCGUAGCAUUUACAUGUCUGUAUAAUGGAAAACCUUAAAGUUCAGUGUAUUGCACUGAUUUUGGUACUUAUGGUUUUCUUUGUGUCUAUGACAGUCACUUCUAUAGGUGCAAUGAAAGCUUGUGAAGAACCGAUCAGUAUUAAAUAAGGUACGCUGUUCUCACCCCUUCUCAUUUAACUACAGGAGCUAAUUCAAUAUGGUUUCCUGCAUUUUUUUUUUUUUUUACAGAUCUUUGCAUAGCUAUGUGAAUUAUUGGGCACCCAAAUAUUUGUUUAUUGAAAACAAAAAAACAUGGCAUAUGGAUAGGAUAUGCCAUAUUUGCUUCAUCAUGACAAUGGGAUCCCAAGUUCACAGAGGAGAGAACUAUUCACAAGCGCUCUGCAUUGUUAUUGCACUUGGCUGUUUCUGUAUCUCCCAUACAAUAUAUCAGACAUUGCCCAUGCAUGCAGAUUCAUCUCUCCACUGCUAAUGGGGGACACUCAUAUUGUGGCGGUCUCCACCAUUCAAGCAUGUAUUUUUCUAUAUGCUGUAACUUUUUAUGGUGGGGAAAACACCCUUUAAUUUAGGAUAUCUAUAAGACCCUUUUAAAGUUAAGUUUGGGUUUUACGUAUAAACAUUAGACCCAAUCUCUCACUGUUACACAGUCUGUGGCAAUUAGACCGCUCAUAUAAAAGCUCUUUCCUGCUACUGAGUAAAAUGUGUUUCGGCGGCCAAAGGGGACACGUGUAUGGUAUUCUGACUUAGACAGUCAAAUGGGAGGCAACACACAAUAUUCAUAUAGCACACAAAUUUCAGGAGCCUCCAUUGGCUCAUCACUAGGACAGACCUCUUUCAGUAGAGAGACUCCUUGUAGUCAGUUAUUCCAGGUUCUCCCUGUUCUGCAAAUCUGUCGUAUCAAAAUUGUGUGAAAUUUUCUAUAAUCAAAAAAAGGCUGCAAUAUUUUUGUACAGUGGAAUGCAUUCUGUUCCCACUGAUUUUGUAUCCUUAUCAGUGCACAUAUGAAGAAAGAAUAAGGACAUACUGAUUAGAAACACUACAACUUGUUUUUACCUCUGUCUAAUCCAGUGUCUUUUUAUUGUUAAAAAUAUACAUUCUGCAUAUUGAUAAAUAACCUAUCCUAAUUCUGACUAUUAUUUUAUGGCUUAUGUGCCUUCCCCCUCCCCUCCUUUUUGUCCAGCUUUUUCCCCUUGUGUUUCCUAUUAAGAAAUUGUGUAGUAAAAUUUAUGCAGGGAGUCAUCCGCAAAUGGGAACAUGAAUGCUGCAAGCUGUCAUUGGUUUCCUUUUUUUAAAUCCCCCCUUAUGUAUAUUUACCUAUUAACCAUGACAUUUAAGUAGAUGGUGUUACCUUCUAGCUAGCUGUGCAUUUCGUAUGGAUUAAUAGCAAAUGGACCAGGCAGGCUAAAAAUGUCUUCUGUAGCAUUCAAUGUUAAUCCUAUAGUUCGUCAGCAGAGUUAAAAAUCUAAAUGUUUGCAGCUAUUUAAUAAAAGUUUGCUACAUAACUUCAGACUUUAAUGUCCCUCACAUUUGUGAGUCUUUGCCUAUUAGAUCUUCCUGACUUUUAUAAAUGCUGUUAUGCUAAAAUCCAGCUAGGCAAGUCUACUCUGUUAUGUAACUUUCUCUUUAUAGGCUAGUGGGGGGUUAUGGGCAGACCUGGGGGACACUUUCAGCACUUUAAAACUGUGUGGCCCUUGCUUUUUAUUGUUCUAUGUGACAAUGUGACAUACAGUACAGCUCUUUGUGUUCUCUGCUAAACUGUUGAACUUCAUACACUUCUGAGACAGAAAAGAGCAUACAGACAAAUGUUUCUGCAUCAUGGGAAAGGGGUUGUCCAGCCCCACUCCAUUGUCUAUGGGCUUGGACUGGCAUAUAAAAGGAAAUAAAGGUCAUUCUCAGCUGCUCUUAUCCCCUGCAAACUCAGUCUCAAAAGUGCCCUAUAUUUGAGACAAAAGCAAGAAGCCUCUCAACCAGGACCAGAUAAGUUUGUGCUGCAAGACAACCCUAUAAAGACCCACAUUUUAUUUAAAGUCCAUUAAAUGACAAAGGGUCCUAUUAAAUGGCUAAUGGCUGUUCUGUUAGCUGCAUUCAUGCCUCCCUUAGACUAUAAUGGAGACUGAACACUUUUUCCCAACAAACCAUUGGUGCUGAUGAUUGGGACAUUCAUUGUCAUGUGGGGUCAAGGGCUUUACCUAAAGCCUCAGCAUUCUCGGUUGACCACUAUUUUAUUAUGCAUUGAACCAGCCCUUACUGUUGAAUCAAAGGAUAGUUUACGAUGGGAAUUAGCUAGCCCCCCCCCCCCCCCCCCCCACACAUACACAAUUUCACAUAGGCAAAAUGAUCAUAAUAAACAAACUUGGGUAAUCGCAAUAUCUAUAGUAAGCUGUCUUUCCUGGCAAGCAUGCACAUUUUAGUCUUCCAGAUAAGUAAGCAAUUAUUUGAUUUAUUUUAUUGUAAGGAAAGUUCAUUCUACAAUUUACUUUUUGUCACACCCCCACAGAUUUUACAAAUGGGGAUCAACUUGAAUAUACCUCAUGCUGCAUCGGUUCUGUUAUCUUUUUAGUUAGUUUGCCCUAAAAGUUGAUUGUUCCAUAAUCCUAUCCUAAAUGUAUUGGUUUAUGCACAAUUAGCAGAAUAAGGUAUUAAGUAAAUUUUUGUUUGUUUUAUUGAUCACUUAUCCACAUAAUUUUUGGCUAUUAGAAACUUGAAAUAUUACAUAUGCAUUUUACUUCUAGUCAGUUAUGAAGGAAAAGGGUAGAGAAGUUAAAGGGCCCCUAACAUGAUUGCUAAUGCACAAUCCCUUGGUUAUUGAAGUGUCUUAUGACGUCACUGUUCUAAAUGCAAAUCAGAAUUGCAUUUCUUAAAUUCAUCUGUAUACCUUCCAUACCAGGAAGCAAAGAGUGGGGACUUGUUUAGUGGGAUCCCCAUAAUGUACUGCUGUACCUUUUUAGCUAUUUGUGUCUGUCUAUUAAGUAAAGCAAACACUCUAUAGUCAAAGUAGUUUUUUUUUUUCCCCCAUUGGUGACCAAGCAACUACUGUGGGGUUACUGUGAGGAAAAUGGACAGCUGCACUUUGUUUGGACCCCAGCCGACAACACCUAUAUUUCUUUAAAGGAGAAACAUUUUUUUCAUUUCGCCUGUGCUUGGGCUGCAAAAACUAAAAAGAAAACAAAAAACUUUAACUCACCUUCCUACAUUAUCUGUUGCGCUGAUAUCUGCGUCCCAGUCCUCCAGUGCUGGUCUUCUUCCUGGUUUCUGGGCUCUGUGACUCAUACUGUGCUCAGCGUAUCGCCGGCCGCAGCGAUGUCCCGCCUUGGUCGCUGAUAGGCUGAGUGCACUGUCAUGUAAGGAGCCUGGGCCCAGCCUUCUUCCUACUCUAUCACCGGCCGAGGCGGGACAUCGCUGUGGCCGGCGAUACGCUGAGCGCAGUAUGAGUCACCGACCCCAGGAAGAAGACCAGCACUUGAAGACCGGGACACCCAUAUUGGUGGAACGUAUGAAGGAGAGUUAUUUUAGUUUUUGCAGACUGGGCACCAGGGAAAUGAAAAAUGUUUUGCUGCAGUUCUCCUUUAACCCCUGAGCUAGUGGAAUAUUAAGGUUAAAGUGUACCUGUCAUUCAAAAAAUGUUUACAUUUUGAUUUCACAUGUGAAAAGAUUUGAUAGCUCAAGGUCUCAUUGCUGAGACACCCCUGGAUCAUUAGAACUAGACUAAUAGGACUGCCUAGUGAAGUUGGAUGAAGAUUGCCACGAGUCAGGGCGAGAAGCAUGCUAUUGGGCACUUCUCUCUUCUUGUUGCAAUGAUCAUGGGGUUAUCAGCACUAAGAUCUCAACUGAUUAAAUUUUUUUACAUGUCACACAGACAUGUCAGAGGUUCAUUUACAUGACAAGGACACUAUUAAGAGCCAUCUUGUUUUAGUUUUUUUUUACUUUGAGGAGUUCUUCUUAAAAGGGUUAUUCUUAUUUUAGAAAGUUAUUCCAUAUCCUGUAGAUAGGUGAUAACUUGAGGAGAUGAGUUCCCCUUUAAAUAGUAUAAAGUGUUGUAAAAUGUACCUGCAUAGCACUCAUUUAACAAGGCAAAGUCUUAAUUUUUGCAUUUUCCUUAAUCUGUCUACUUAAUCCAUUUUUACAAAUAGUAAUCCUGUUUAUACUUCCUACUGUUUUUGUAGCUAGACAUACAUGUGUACAUCUAUCCCUUUUUGAACCUAUAUUUUCCGCCCCCUUAAUAUUAGCAGUGCCAGAAAUCAAUAUGCAGGUUUGGUUCAGCCUGAGAAUAGCCGUAAUUGGGCUGAUAUUUGAUUCCAAUGCUGUGUAUGGCAGACUAUUGCAUUUCAUUUAUCGGAAAGUUAGCUUUACACCUUAGAUAUUAGUCUUUAGAUUUUGAAGGGAUCUGUUAAGAUUCUAAUGUGUUAUGCCAACCAAUUCUCUAUUCUCUAAGCUAAUGCUUGGAUUCCCUGAAAAAUAAGGGUUUUUUUUUUUUAGAUUAUUUUACUAUACUAUUUUACCUAUUGAACUAAUAUGCCUGUUAAGCCAAGCUUAUAGUGCAUUUUUAUGGAUUGAGAAUGACAGCUGUUGGUCAAGUGACCAUUCAGAUGACUGCAGUCUAUCGUAAUUGGCCAGCUCGUGAUGAAGAUGCCUCAAUAAAGUAGAAGUUUAUAUACUAUACCAAGUAAAGACACAUUCUUAUAAAAGAUUAUGUGAGGGGCUCACCUCUUUUGGGAUGUUUUGCGUGCGUUGAUCCUGUGUGUACGAAGUAGAUGUUAUAUUUGUGGAUCGGUAUAUAGUCUACUUGGAGCAUGACUAUUCAGUAAAGUACUAUAUCUUGAUAUGUUGGGUUGCUUUAGAGAGCUGAUGCACAAUUAUGAUAUAUACUACACUACAUCCCAAUACUCAUCUUCCAACAUAAGCUUAUUCCUGUUUAAUGUAUAAUGGCUUUCAUCUAUCCUUAUUGUCUGAGGAAUGUCCUUUAUUACCCACUUUUUUUUUUCUGUCAGAAUCCUCUUCAAUCUUGUACUCCACUGCAGUUUACAUUAAGGCAUACACUUUGGAAUUUUAGGUGCUUAUGUGACCAUUGAGGUGUAUUUCACCUUUCCUUAAAUAUUUUGUAAAUUGCUCCAGUUGUUUGAUGGUGACCGUGUAAAUGCAGUCAAGUAGCAAGGAUUAAAAAUAUAUAUUGGAUGACCUCUUCAAUUGAACACACAACCGUCCAAGUUCAGAUGUGUGCUGCUCGAACCCGGACUGUUUUAUUCAUGUGGCUUCUUUAUUCUUUUUGUGAAUAGCCUAACUGGCAGCCAUACUGUACAAGACUAGAAUAUCUAGUCUUACUGUCAUACGCUAAAGGAGAAUUCAUUUCACAAAGCAAUGAAAGACUUUUGUCUUCUAUAAAUAUGUAUUGUAAUGAUUUAUGUAUUUCAAUUUCUUUGACAUUUCAGGACUACGGUCAUAUGCACAAUUUGGUUUAAAGAUUUGUUAUCAUCCCUAGGGUCCCAUGUGGAGAUUUUGCUUAAAUUUAGUGCAAAAUUGCAUCAGUCUUACAUGGGGUGCUGUAAAAUUUUGGACUGUUCCUUGAUUCAUAGUGAUCCUCUUUAAUGUUGUAUAUAAAAUGUAAUGCUCAGAAUAUUUUGCUAUCAGCAGUGUCUUUGGAAGAAGUCAACCGUACUAAAUUAUGAAAUAUUAAACUGUCUUUGUUCCUUCAAUGUC
Molecule: messenger RNA, 7227 nt
Organism: Hyla sarda
Lineage: Eukaryota; Metazoa; Chordata; Amphibia; Anura; Hylidae
Gene: VAPA
Product: VAMP associated protein A
Exons: 6
Coding region: 302-985 (227 amino acids)
Biological process (GO): neuron projection development
Cellular component (GO): endoplasmic reticulum membrane; plasma membrane
Molecular function (GO): FFAT motif binding
Source: RefSeq, a predicted model, not a curated record